Molecule: messenger RNA, 777 nt
Organism: Epithele typhae
Lineage: Eukaryota; Fungi; Basidiomycota; Agaricomycetes; Polyporales; Epitheliaceae
Product: apolipo protein O-domain-containing protein
Exons: 4
Coding region: 1-777 (258 amino acids)
Biological process (GO): cristae formation
Cellular component (GO): mitochondrial crista junction; MICOS complex
Source: RefSeq, a predicted model, not a curated record
AUGCUCCGACUACUGGCGAGUAGGAGAGCUGCACUUCUUGCCACAGCGGCGGUCGGCGUGCAUGAGGCACAUGACAAGCUGCCCAUCUAUCCUGUUCCGGAGCCCGAUGUCCUCCUCUUAGAGACACCCUCGGAGCUUGAAAAGCAUAUCGGCGUCGCCCGCCGCACACUCACCGGGACAUACGAAGACGCACAUGGACGGGUACAAGCCCUCGUCUCGCGGUGGAUAGGUGUCGAGCAGGCGGUCGAAACCCGGGUGAAGGCCCUGGUCGCCCCCGACGAGCCCCUCACACCCGGCAUCCUCUACGUUGGCGUCGCGACCCUGACCGGCUCCGUGCUCGCCCGGAACCGCCUCCUCUGGCGGCUGACGCUGCCCCCCGCGCUCCUCGUGCUCUCCCUGCAGCACUUCCUGCCCAAGACGGCCGCGAACGUCUCCGCGUACCUCGGCGAGCUCGAGGACGCCCACCUGCCCGCGCUGGCGCAGAAGCACGCGGUCGCGAACGCGCACAGCGCGAUGGCGUGGGAGCAGGCCAAGGACGCGGUGCGCGGCGGCCAGGAGUCGGUCACCGCGGCGCUCACGCGGGCGGCGGGGGGCGUGGAGGAGGCGACGGGCUUGAAGCUGCGCGAGGUGUUGGGGUGGCGGGAGCGCGCGGCGAAGGAAGUGCGGGUGGCGGCGGAGAAGGAGGCCGACGUGGUGAAGGUAGUGGUCGAGACGAAGGUGGAGGAGGUCAAGGAGGCGGUGGAGAAAAAGGUGGAGGAGGUGAAGCGGUUGGUAUAG